CGUAGCGACGUAAUUCUUAGCAGACGCGUUCGUGAGCGCGCAUUGUAUGCACUGUGCGUGUCAGCUCAAGAUGGCCAGACCUGGUGAGGUGCCGUCUCGCUCCCUGAAGGUACGCGGCGCUGGAGAGCUCCCGCAGACAUCAGGGCGUCGAGCGCACCGUGGGGAAUGAGGCGAGAAUGCGCGAAAGGCUAACGCCACUUUGCCGAUGCGACCUUGCGCUCUGCUACAGGCAUUCUUCAUCGGUUGCGGGUGGUUUCGCCUCUCUAGGCUCGUGGUGAAGUUUGUGUCAGCAGACCUGACCAUUGCAGCAUACGCCGAAGCGUCAUCACGUCGUAUGAAGAGAGAUUAAAGAAUGAAAGAUGAUUCUGAUAGCGACAGUUAGUGAAUAAUAACGUUAUAAUAAAGAUUGGUAGAGGGUAGGAAUGACUAGCAAUGAUUAUUAAUGACUCCGAAAUGCACAGUAUGUCUAGCGAUUGCUUGUAAUUACCGCAAUUGAUUACAAAUGUCUAGUAAGGUGUAGGAAUCAAAAUUAAAAUAAUUACUAGUGACUAUGAAAUGACAAAUAUGUCUAACGUCCACUUGUAACGCCUACAGUUGAUUAGAAAUGACUAAAUUGCUUAGUAAUGAUAAACAAUGACUAAUAAUGACUGAAAUGCCUUGUAAUGACUAAGAUAUGACCAACAUGUCUAACGACAGCUUCCUCGCACUUCCUCGUUGGCGCACUUCCUCGUUGGAAGUGCUCAAUCCUAUCCCGCUGCGUGAAUAUGUCAGCUUAGAAGUGUACGAGUUCAAAAAGGAAAGCGGAGUUGGGAUGCCUCUGCCUGGAAGGUCACUUUUCUCAGGCAAGGGUAAUCUGACAGCACUCGACAUCGGAGACCUUCUAAUGGACAAAAAUCGUGCGCGUUGGUUCAUCCGAGAGCUCAUUGAAAAUAAAAGCAUCACUGAACUCUGCGUUGGAGAAAGCGUGUUCGGCUACCGCGAUGAAGCCUCCAACGCAGUCUUCGCCAGAUACCUCGCCAAAGAAGACUCCACGCUACGCAAAUUGACUCUCAAAUCACCAGACUUUUCCGACAGGGGGCUCACCUCUGAUGAAAACACUCCUGAUAGAAAUCGUCGAGGCCAUUUCCGAGAUGAACACCUUGAAAGAACUCAAUGCAGUCAUCGUUGUGGACGACCCAUUAUUCAUGGAUACGAUCACCCUCUUCGCCGAACUGAUCAAACGGAAUGCCACACUACGCCGCCUGAGGCUACCUUCGUCGUUGAAUGUGUGCCUUAAGUCAUCCUGGGAUCCAGAUAAACAGUUUCCGGAUCCCCAAGCGGCGACGUGCAUGAAGUCCUUGUGUGAAGCCCUGCAAGAAUCAAACUCGUCGCUCAGCCAGCUCUCCAUCGAUUUGCGGCCCUUUGAAGAAGCAGAGUGCCACGCCUUCUUCGGCGCAGUGGCGGACAACAAAGAAAUCAAGUCCGUGGUCGUCAAAUCCUUGCCCUGCAUAGAUGGUAUCGACAGAGUCUCGACAACUAUCCGGGAGCGGGGACUUGAUGAUCGCGUUGUCGUCAAGAGUUUUUGCAUUCACCACAACACCAUAAAGCUACAGCAAUGUCCGCAAAUCUACAAUGCAACUAUCGCAUCGAGCAAAACAAUAUCCAACGUCCUGCCCUCAGUUAUGACAGCUUUACCAAGUCUCAGCCUCAUCGAGUUCACCGGGAUUCCUGCGAGCAUCUUCAACGCGAUGCAUCAUGAAGCCCGUGGAGAGGUGCGCAGCCAUUCUGUACACAAGGCCGAAGCGUUCAGGGAAGCUGCCAACCACAAGGAGAGCGCCCUGCUGGACAUUCUGCAACAGGUUCGCUUGGCCUCGUGA
Dermacentor andersoni is the source of this 1856-nucleotide messenger RNA. The record is from RefSeq and is a predicted model, not a curated record. Lineage: Eukaryota; Metazoa; Arthropoda; Arachnida; Ixodida; Ixodidae.